GCGUAAACCUGGGCAGACGCACGUCUGGCAGACACAACGGGCACACUGAAGGACUAUUGUGGACGAAUCGAAAUGAAAAGGAAUCACGACUUUAGCUCCUCGGACAGCGAGCUGGAUGAGACUAUUGAAGUGGAGAAGGAGAGCGCAGAUGAGAAUGGGAACAUGAGCUCUCCUCUCGGCUCCAUGUCUCCCACUACAUCAACUCAGGUGCAGGCGAGGAAAAGGCGUCGAGGAAUAAUUGAGAAACGGCGCCGUGACAGGAUCAAUAACAGUCUCAGCGAGCUCCGCAGGCUGGUCCCCAGCGCCUAUGAGAAACAGGGCUCAGCCAAGCUGGAGAAAGCAGAGAUUUUGCAGAUGACUGUUGACCAUCUGAAGAUGCUUCAUGCGGCCGGAGGCAAAGGUUACUUUGACGCCCACGCCCUGGCGAUGGACUACCGUGGCUUGGGUUUCAGGGAGUGCCUGGCUGAGACGGCCCGCUAUCUGAGUAUAAUCGAAGGCUUGGACAGCACAGACCCACUGCGGAUCCGUCUGGUCUCCCACCUGAACAACUACGCCAGUCAGAGAGAGGCUCACUCCGGCUUGAGUCACCUGGCGUGGGGCUCUGCAUUUGGAUCCCCUACUGCCCACCUCACCCACCCCCUCCUUCUCCAGCACCAACAGGGCGCACCUUUGGCACCUUUACCCCGCAGCGCCACCAGCAGCCCGCAAACUCCUCUGUCAUCUACAUCCACUUCAUCCACAUCUUCCUCCUCUUCGUCGUCAUCGUCCUCGUCGGUUGCAGAGACUCACGUCCCAGGCAGGCGCAGCAGCAGCGCCACCCCCCACUCAGACCAAGGCCCAAUCCGGGUCCCCCCCACGACUGCCACUCCUACCAAUGUCCUGCACCCCGCCUUGGUCCCCUCAUCAGCGUCCAAACUCUCCCCUCCUCUCCUGUCCACCCUCUCCGCGUUCCCCUUCCCCUUCAGCGCCUUCCCCAUCAUCUCCCCCACCAACGCCAUCAGCCCCCCGGCGCCAACAUCCAGUGUGGGGAAACCCUACAGACCCUGGGGUAUGGAGAUAGGAGCUUUCUGACUGAAGUGAACACCUCAACACAAUCUACGUAUAGACUGAACUCACUACCCAGCUGAGCUGGACUUUCAAGGACAAGACUUUUUAUUUUUCCUUGCUAAGAAAGUACUAUUUUUUCUAUGAUGAUGACAUCCCACUGAGGAUAUACCUAGCUAUAGGAUUUUUAUUUUCUUGCAAAUGUGUUGUGUUUUGUAUAGAAGAAAAAAAAAACUUUGAGGAGGGAGACCACAACUAAAAAGCAACAAGCGUGAUUUAUUGUGUUGAUUGAUCUGUGUUCCUGCCCACCCCUUUAGAAGUUUCACCCACUGUUUUCAGCCUAUCAGGAAUGGCUUUUCCAGAUGGUCAAGCAGUUGCCGUCCGUCGAGUUCGUGGGCGAAACUGUCCCCCCUUUGUUCUCCCCCCUGAGCUGAAACACCCAGUGCUGAUGCCCUGGUUACACAGAGAGGGGUGGUGUGAAAGGAGGGCUUGAGGUGGUAGAGAGUCACCCCCCCUUUUUACAGCAUUUUAUGGGGUGGAAUAACCGAAACCAGGUGUUUGUUUGACUAAAUACUGGGAACAGAAGCUAGCUACCAGCUUGGCUGAAAUAAACUUAACCAUGAUUUACCCACAACCUCUGAUGCUCAUAUGGUGCUCUAUUGUUUAAGCUUGCUUCCUCAAGUUAUGUUUCCUCUCUACAGUAAAUUCUGUCCUUAACAAUCAAAGCUUCACAUAUGCUUUACCAGUUUUUACCAGCUUUUUCUAGUUUUUUUUCUCAUGUAAAUGAUGUUAGGGUGAAUUUUAUCACAUUAUUUCUUGUAUUUGCCCGGCACAGCAGCAUUGUUAGUCAGUAUUUGCCAAGAUGGAGUCAUGCUUUAUCCGUCAAAGCAGUUGCAGUAAAACAAGGCCAUAUAAAGUUCAGUUUUUUUUUUGUCAUUAUUGUCCUUAGAGACAUUUAGAAAUCUUAACUCAUCAUUUCCCCCCUGAUAUUUGUCAAUCUCCUGGUAACCCUCACUGUGAGGUAUGUGUGUGUAUAUUUUAUGGUUGUACAAAACACAAGCGGGCACUGACAAAUCAGAUUUUCAGCUUUUCAAAGUUGUUGCUGGUGGUAUUGACAACUUCCCUUUAA
Molecule: messenger RNA, 2173 nt
Organism: Xiphias gladius (swordfish)
Lineage: Eukaryota; Metazoa; Chordata; Actinopteri; Istiophoriformes; Xiphiidae
Gene: hey1
Product: hes-related family bHLH transcription factor with YRPW motif 1
Exons: 5
Coding region: 73-1071 (332 amino acids)
Biological process (GO): anterior/posterior pattern specification; regulation of transcription by RNA polymerase II; regulation of neurogenesis
Cellular component (GO): nucleus
Molecular function (GO): DNA-binding transcription factor activity, RNA polymerase II-specific; RNA polymerase II cis-regulatory region sequence-specific DNA binding; protein dimerization activity
Source: RefSeq, a predicted model, not a curated record